AAUUUGAAGUUUUCUAGCUUAAAUGUUGUCCAAAUUACCUGAACUAGGACUAUCAGGAUUGAGUAAUAGUUGCUUAAGGUCAAAAUGUCAGAAAGAAGGUGGACUUCGUUUCCUGAUUUUUGGAACAGGGAGCUAAUUGUAAUGAACCCCAUAUACGGACCCCACCCAUACGGAUGUGAGACUGGUCUUGAGAAAGUCUUUUUUCUAAAUAAACGAUUUUGGUUUUUUUUUCCUCCUAAAUUGAAAUUUUCUGGACAUGUUUUUGUUUUUGCAGGCUAAGAGGUCACUCUAGGGAAUAACUACAUACAUGUAUUGGUGCCCAUAUAUGGAACUCUUCCCAAAAAAACCUAUUUAAUGAGCAGUCAGUUCUAGAGUAGAGGGUGUAUCUGUUGACUUUAUCGCUGCAUGGGACACCCCUAGAACUCUGUUGGUCAUCAUCUGCCGCACUCCCCAGAGUUCUAGGGGUAUGCUUGGGAUGUACAUGUACAUGUAUGCAAGCAUCAAGCAAAUACCUUCACUUUCAGUUGAUCCUGUCCAAAAGCCGUAAAAAAGACUGCAACAUCAAGAUGAAGUUCCAACUUCACAAAAUCCAGCAGGCAGCUGGUCGACUCGCAACCUUGUCUGAAUUAGGUCGCCGUGGUAAUGUCUCCAUGGAAACCCCAGAUUGCAUGCUGUACACACGCUGUGGUUCUGCACCCCACCUGUCGCAUGCCUUACUCGGUGGCAUUGAUGGAGUACCGGCUGUCACUCAUAUACCAUUACCGACAAUUGUUGAGAGUGUUGAGAUCUUGGAAGCUUUCGGGCAAGGGGUAGCGGCAUUUACUGGGCGACCUGAUGCAGUUGUGUGUACCAGCACUCAGGAUCCCAGGGAGUCCACGCCAACUGGGUACAAUGAUAAGAACAGUGUGUCUGUUUGGGCCUCGGGCGGCAGGAGAAAGCUGACGGUUGAGGGAUUCCUGGAUCUUCAGGAAGCCCUGCAGCCUGACUGGAUGGAGGCUCUGGCCGACGGAGACACCCCAGUCAGUUCCUCCACUAAACGUGUCAAGAAGUCAGUUGACAGGACCUUGGAGUUCCUUGACCAGUGCCUGGACGCCCAGCGGAGAAGGCAGCAGAAACUCAGGGACAUUGAUGUUUUUGGAGUGAUUGAAGGUGGGGAGCUGCUUGAGGAGAGACUAAGGUCAGCUUGUGAGACAGCCAAGAGACCUGUGGCUGGGUUUGUCCUGGAUGGUUUCCAUGAAGAGUCGAUGGAUGACAGGGCCAGAUGGGGCAUAAUGAAAGCUGUGUUGGAUGAAAUUCCUGAAGACAAACCGAGGUGCCUGCCCAGAGUUGGCCGACCUGACGAGGUGUUGGAUGCUGUGGAGCUGGGAGUGGAUAUAUUUGAUUCAGUCUUUCCAUAUGAUGUGACAGAGCGGGGUUGUGCCUUAGUGUUCUCCUUCAUGCCUGUGCCGUCGGCACAGAACGAUGAUAUUGUCUCGAGACCUGCACCUGAUGGCCCUGUAUCUGGUGCGGUGGCAGACAGAGGUGGAGGAACCACUUGUGAUUUGGAAAGACAGGGCGGGAACGGGGAUUUGAACGGCAGGACAGUGUAUGAAAUGAACCUUUCCGAUCAAAGAUACGUGGAUGACUUCACUGCUGUGGUUGUGGGAUGUCAGUGCUAUUGUUGCAUCAAUCACACGCGAGCCUACAUCAACCAUCUUAUCAAUGCCAAGGAGCUGCUUGCGAGAGUACUGCUUAUGAUACACAAUUUCCAUCAUUACUUCCGGUUCUUCCGAAGUAUACGCAAGGCAUUACAAGAUGGAACCCUGCAAGAGCUAAAGGCAGAGAUCAACAACUGUAGGUGAUGCCAGCUUCAUUGCGAAACAUUAAAAACUGUGUGAACCAUUCGGGACCUCAUUGGACUUUUGACUUUACAGAUAUGACACUUGAGGUAGUGAAGAUUUCAUUGAUAAAUCUGUGCAGGGUUCAUUGGGAUUAUUGUAAUGUCAGGCUUGUGGGAGACAUCUAGUUUGGACUAGUCGCAUUAGUAGCCAUGAUGUCAUUCAGAGCUGACCAGCUUUUACGUGACAUGACCGACUUGUCAUUACAUGAACCAGCUGUGGUUGUCACUUUGUUUAAUAUGGUAAUGGACAUCAUUUAGCUUCUGUGAGCCAUCCUUUUUUUCUGGGUUUCCUAGCUUCGCACAGUGCGAAGAUGUGCAAAGAUGACUCUUCCCAGGCCGCAUGAAGACAAUUAGUGCAGUACUCACAAGCUUGUUAACUCCUGAUGUGCGCAAGAGUAAUUGAAAUUACCCACUUGCAAUUACUUGUCUUAGCCCAUAAGCGUUGAACCUGUCGUCCAGUCAGUCAUAAGAAAUGGCAUUCUCACUUUGUUUUUAAUAGAAAAUGACUUCUUGUGACAGGGCACAAGAAGUCAUUGACUACACAAGAAGGACUUGAAUACAGUGCUGUCUGCCUUAAGUCUCUUAACCACAGUAAAGUGAAAGUUUAUGUACUGUUCUCUGGUUGUGUGAUGUGCCUCACCCCAUUGCGCCUUGAAAUAAGAGUCAAACUCGUGAGUUUUAUUAUCAGCUACAGCCAAGUUUUUGAAUGCAGUGUAAAGGACAGGGUAACCACAGUGACUUAAUGCUGCAAAAACGACCUCUUGUGUCCAGCAAGGAGUUUCCUUGACAUUGAAAUACGUUUGUGAAGUGGGUAAAAAUCAGUUUCAGAUGUGUGAAAAGCACUCAGUUGUUUAUCAUAGACUACUGCAGACUUUCAAGCUUUUUAAUAGAGAAUAAAGCUUUAUGUAUGAUUUUCCUUAUUAUUUUCAUAAUGUCAAUGGAAACACAAAUCAAUACUGAGUAACAUUACAAUGAAUAUCAAAGUCAUAACUUAACUGAGUCAAGUUUAAAUAGUAACACGAAACAGUAUUGCAUUCAAAAAGCAAUAAAAUGCCAAAAGAAUCAAGAAAUGUUUGUA
This is a messenger RNA of Acanthaster planci (crown-of-thorns starfish), 2957 nucleotides long. RefSeq names its product queuine tRNA-ribosyltransferase accessory subunit 2 (gene qtrt2). NCBI's taxonomy places the organism in Eukaryota, Metazoa, Echinodermata, Asteroidea, Valvatida, Acanthasteridae. The record is from RefSeq and is a predicted model, not a curated record.